CUUAGGCUACCUGUCUCAUUUGUACAGCCCCGCCCCCGAUACACCUGUCGCUGAUAAAAAGCUUUGUCAAACGCAACGUGUCGUGUGGCUGUAGCCAAAAUCAUGACAACACGCAUAGAAAGCCUUCUUCAAAGCCCCUUUGAGUCGCGGUUAAGUCUGCCCUUUCACUUGUGGCCAACAGAUGUUGCCCAAGACUUCAAGACUAAAACACACUCUCUUCCAUGUAGCCCAGAACCUUGGCUUCUACCAGGCUGCAGUACAGUGUAUGAUAGUCUUGUCAGCUGCUCUAAAACCCCACAGUCAGCUUCACAUAAUGGAGAAAAGACUUCUGCUGUUCAGAAACCUCGCAGGUCCUCCAUCCUUGAGCGAUGCAUCCUGAAGAUGUCUACAGCUAGUGUUGCUGUUGGAACCGAAGACAUCGAUGGGAUCAAGAGGUCACCAUCAGGGGUACAGUGGUGCCCCCACAACGCUGACCCGUCACAUUUUGAGACCAAUGAGGCAGUUUUAAAGCGCAGACAAAAACAGAUUCAGUAUGGAAAGAAUACCUGUGGCUACCAGAACUAUGAGCAGCAGGUUCCAAAGCGUCUGCGCGUCCCUGGGAUCCACCCUUCCACUCCAAACAAAUACCGCAAAUAUAGUCGCAGAUCUUGGGAUAUGCAAGUCCGGCUCUGGCGGAGAGCGCUUCAUACAUGGGACCCACCAUCUGCCUCCCAGAAAAACAUGGAAGGACAAGACCCUGUUGAUCAAUUGCAGAGCUUGCUUGAAAAGAUGAAUACAGAGCUGUGUGAAGCCAGCGAAAAUGAGAGCACACAGUGGGAAAUGGCAACAGACUCCAUUAUUUCCCAACCCUCUGAGUUCUCAACCGAUGAUCCUUGGCUGCCUUCUAAUGCUUCUCAGAUUGGAGUCCCAUGCCACCGAGACCAAACCUCUCAGCUUGGAUUGGGCUAUACUUUUAGUAGUCACCUAACAGCACAGGAAAACGUCCUAGGAUGGUUGCGAUUUCUCCUCGAGACUGACCACAACCUAAACCAGGCGCCUUUGUUGCAUGAAGAGCCUUUCUGGAGAUAUACGUAGUGUCUCCUCAAAUGAUGUGACUGGUCUGCACAGAUCAGGUGCAAAGCUUGUUCUACCAGCAGUGUUAGACGUUAGAAGAAUUGCACGUUAGAAUCACCGUCUCCUAGUUCAGAAUGUUGUGCACUAUGUAUUUUGCAAUCAAGACAUCCUCUGCAGAUGAAUGUUUAAAUGUUGUACACUUCCAAGUUGCUACUUUGUUCCUCACUUUCUAAUUAUUUUAUCGUGUCCUUCAAAAGCACAUGUUCUAUUUAUUUUGUUCUUGACACUACAUUUCCCUCCUGUUUGUCACGUCACUGUUUUUCUAAAAACAGGAAGUUUAGAAGUUUUAUUUCUUAUUUUUGUGUGGACCUCUAUGAAUGGAAAGCAAAACUAAUAAAGAUGUGGACUGGCUAUA
Messenger RNA from Rhinichthys klamathensis goyatoka, 1468 nucleotides. RefSeq names its product stem-loop binding protein 2 (gene slbp2). Gene Ontology annotation, cellular component: histone pre-mRNA 3'end processing complex; cytoplasm. Gene Ontology annotation, molecular function: histone pre-mRNA stem-loop binding; mRNA binding. Bases 103 to 1074 code for a protein of 323 amino acids. Gene Ontology annotation, biological process: mRNA 3'-end processing by stem-loop binding and cleavage; mRNA transport. The record is from RefSeq and is a predicted model, not a curated record. The transcript has 8 exons. NCBI's taxonomy places the organism in Eukaryota, Metazoa, Chordata, Actinopteri, Cypriniformes, Leuciscidae.